GCUGUGACGCCCGCCGGUUCACACGUGCUCCAUGUUUUCUCAAUUUUUUGCGAAUUUCAACAAUUAAGAGAUUUGUUGUGUGGUAUAGCUCGUGGUAGUCGCGUGGUGGUAUGAGAAUACUAUUUUUGAAGUCAAUACAUCCUUCAAUAAUUGAUCAAACUAUUCCACUCUAAAGUGAAAAAAUUAUGUUGCGAGUGCAAUUCCCUACUGGAUGCAAACCAGUGACGAGUGAUCUGGAGGAACAUGAAUUGGAGAAGAGAUUGAAGGUUCUCUCCGAGAAGCUCGCAGUCUGGAGAACGUCAGACUCAAAAAGCUACCAGAUUUAUGAAACUCUUGCCUACCACCUCGCGAAUGAACGCUUAUUUCUCGCCAACUCCAACAAAACCAUUCAACUCUGCGCUGCUAUCUGUCACUCUAACAUUUUUCGCGUAUUCUACCCUAUGUCCCCCUUCUCAAACACCCCUUACACCCUGUUCACGGUCCUCCGUUUCCUCAUAGACCACCUAAAACCUCUCAAGGACCCUUCAUCCCCUUUCUACGAGGAAUCCGAAUGCAUUCUCGCGAAUCUGACUCGAUCAAACGCUUUCGCUCUCUGCUCAAAUUUCAGCGAAAUCUCUACAACUCACAGAAUCCUCCAACGACUGAUUGCAGUUCUCUUCGAUAUCAUCGACAAAAACUCCCAGCAAGAUAUCUAUCGACUAAUCUCCAUUCUAAUAACGAACCUAAUCAAUUCUCCUCGAAAAAUUGUCGAGGGUGUCCUUCCCUUUAUUUUCCUGAACCUAACAUGCACUAGCAAUAAGACAGUUCAUAAAUUCUCAGAGAAAAUAUUACUCGAUUCCAAGAGAAUCCUACAGCCACUACUGGCUCAGGACUUCUUGAAGAUCCUCAUCAACAUCACAAGUCAUGACGUCCUCGACCAAGUACACCCAAUAAUCUCAGGAAUCUCCUCGAUCUAUCCCGAAAUACAAAGUUACAUUCUUCCACAACUCAUCACUCUGCUCAAGUCUUCAGACUACAAUAUUAAAUCCAAAGCAGUAGUCAUCCUCUUCGAGUUAUUGCAAAACGAACAUUCGGAAAACUACUGGAAACUUUUUUUGUCGAAUUUCUCAGACAAAAACGAGAAGAUCAGAAUAAUAUGUUUAGAAGGAGCGAAGAUUUUUCUACUAGAUUGUUCAACACGUGAUGAAAUCAUUGAACUCCUCAAACUGGUACAGCGGGAUUGUUCACCCCAAGUAAGAGCAGAAGUGAUUACGACGAUAGUCUCUGCUGCAGAGGAAGAGCCCGAGCUACUUUCAGAUCAAGGCCUCUUGAGCAUAAUCAAAGAAAGAGGUCUGGACAAGGACUAUGUAGUUCGAAAGCACACUCUGAAACAACUUUCAUCAAUCAUUCAUUCAGAUAAAUCCAAGGCAUUGAAGAAUUUUCGAACACCUGACGUUACGAAAUCCGUAAUGUCGUUAAUAGUGAACGAAGUUGUAUGUGGUUACUACAUCGAAGAUGAGAGGGAUCGAAUGUACGUCGAGAAAAUUCUCAACACAUGGUUUAUGAAUUUUCAUGCUGAAGUGCAGGACAGAAUGAUGACACUCUAUUAUGUUUUCACUCAGUUGAAUGAUGAUGCUUGUAGGGCAUUCACAGCGCUUCAAAUCCAUCGAUUCACAAUUCGAAAAUGUUUAAUAGAACUUUUUGAGUCACGAAGAGAGUUGAGAGUCGAAACUGAUGAGCUGAGAGUUAAAGAACUCGAGAAAUUGGCUCAGAAGCAGUUGAAAUUAUUUUCCAAGUUCUUUCCAAGAUCAAUUAAGAAUCCAGCUGAAACGGAAGUGAAUCUUCAGAAGUUCUUUGAGGCCAUUGACGAGGAUCCUUCCUUGGCGGAAGACAUGAAGACAGUUCUUCAGCCAAACGUUACUUGCGCGCAAUCUGAGGACCUCACUAACACGAUUUUGAGUAAGAUUGGAGAUUUAGAUACGACAGAUCCUUAUUAUAACACUGUUAGGACCUUGCUGGAGCGUUCCUGUUUGAUGGUCAUCGAUGAAACAGCAGUCCGUGUCUUGAUUGGGUACCUGAAGGCUGUUUUGAGACAUAAUCACGAGAUUAUUGAAGAUAUUGGAUUGGAUUCGAGAACAGCAGCAAAAAAAGGGUUCAAACUUCUGGAGAUUCUCUCCUUUUCUUCUGCUCCUUAUUUCAUUGACGGUGGAAUAUAUCACACGCUCGUAAGCUUUCUCAAAAUAAAAAACCCAUCAAUCACUGUCAAUGUCCUCCAUAUCCUGACGAACAUCGGCAAACUCACGGCCUUAGAUAAAAUUCCAUCCACUUGGACAGCUCUGGAAGAAUAUUGCAAAAGCUUCAUCAUUUCUGGGACUACGGAAGAGGCCAAGGCCGCUGUGAAACUCAUGUGCGGUCAACCGCUUUUCAAAGAUGAGAAGAUUCUCAAGGUUUUCCUGGAGAACAUCGAGGCUUGUUUGAUGGAUCCAUUUAAGGAGUCGAGGACUGCAAUUGCGAGUUUGGGGUAUAUUGCAUGGUUUGGCGAGGGAUCUGAUAAAAUGAUUUAUGGACUAAUAAAGAGGGUUUAUAUGAAAGUUCUGCGGUUUUAUCCGGACGAGUCUGGUGACAAAACUGUGAAGAAGGCUUGGUCUGAGAAGAAAGCUUUGCCGCUGGGAACGAUUUGUAGAUUGGAAGCGAUGAAAUGUGUCACGAGAUGGGUGAUAUCCCGUUCAGUCCAAGAGUCCUGGAUCAUCGAGAUUAUUCGACUAUUAAUGACUUUCAUAUCGCAGAAUGGAAAUGUUGAUAGACUUGGGAAUUUUCGAGCUGACGAGAAGUCUUGGUUGAGGCUUCAAGCAGGUGCUUGUCUGUUGAAGCUCUGCAGAUUUGAGAAGAUCGGGGACAAAUUGGAGCCGAAGCAAUUCUAUGAGCUAUCAAAACUGAUGCUGGAUGAUGUUUAUGAAGUCAGGAAAGGUUUCCAUUUGAAGCUGAAGAGAGGGUUGAGUCGCAAUUGUUCGACAAAGUGUCUGCCGAUUGAUUUCAUGGGAUUCUUUGUACUCGGGGGCCUCGAGAAGGACAAAGAUUUGAGGGAGGGGUUGAAAAGGGGAAUGAUUAUGCAAAUUCGGAAGAGUAAGAAGAACUUGAUGAAAUUGAUGAGAUUGGAUGGAUUGGGGGAGACAGGGGAGAAGGUGUUGGAGAACAUCAAGCCGGAGUGUGCGGUGAUCUAUGCUGUGGUGAUUCUUGUGCAUUGGAAAGGAAAGGAAACCAACUGGGAUAAGGAGUUGGUGGAAGUUAAGAGGGGGGUGGAGUUUGUUAUGGACUAUUGGUUCGAGGGGGAUGGAGAAGAAAAGGAGCAAAUGUUUAGAUUCUUCAAGCUGUUGAUGCAGAGAUUGCGAGUUUGUAGGGAUGCACUUACUCCUGACGACGAUUUAAUCAAUUCCAAGAUUCGAACUGUUUGCGAUGUUGCAAUCUGUUAUCUUGAAAAUGAUGUCAAGACGGAGAGAGGGGUGUUCGGAGAAGGGGAUGGUGCAGUGUUAGAGCCGCAGAUCCCCAAGAGAUAUCUCCUCUUCGAUGAGGAGUUGCUGAGAAAAUCUGGAGAGUCACUUUCGAAGGAAAUUCUAAUGGAAAGGUUGAAGAAUAUUGAGAAAGGGGAAAAGGAGAAGGAGACAAAGACGCAAAAAAAGAAGGAGAAGAAAGUGAUUAAUAAGAUUGAUUUGCAAUCGUCUUUCAAUGCAAUUUUUGGAGUAAGCAAGAGAACGAAGAGGAGGAAAUCAUCGGCGCUGGAAUCAUCAUCUACAAAAAGGAGGAAACUUCGUAUCUAAGACAGCUUCAUAAUUAAUCAUAUAUGGAUUACAAUAAUUUCGAAAUAAUCUAUAAUGUUUUUUCUUUAAAAAUAAUUGAGAAUAAUUCAAAAUAAUCCAAUAAAAUUUUGAAAGAUGAGUUGAAAAUUAUGAAGUAAUAGUAAAUA
This is a messenger RNA of Diachasma alloeum, 3940 nucleotides long. Its product is annotated as sister chromatid cohesion protein PDS5 homolog A. Gene Ontology annotation, cellular component: chromatin; nucleus. The coding region runs from base 186 to 3794 and encodes 1202 amino acids. The record is from RefSeq and is a predicted model, not a curated record. Gene Ontology annotation, biological process: DNA repair; mitotic sister chromatid cohesion. Lineage: Eukaryota; Metazoa; Arthropoda; Insecta; Hymenoptera; Braconidae. The transcript has 4 exons.